Molecule: messenger RNA, 1555 nt
Organism: Leucoraja erinaceus (little skate)
Lineage: Eukaryota; Metazoa; Chordata; Chondrichthyes; Rajiformes; Rajidae
Product: transmembrane protease serine 9-like
Exons: 3
Coding region: 877-1353 (158 amino acids)
Biological process (GO): proteolysis
Molecular function (GO): serine-type endopeptidase activity
Source: RefSeq, a predicted model, not a curated record
UCUAAGAAAAUGUAAUUAACAAUUGCAGGAGAAAAGGAAAAGGUUGAGAACAUUAGAGGCAUGAUUUAGAAAGCAGCUUAAAGAAGCACGACAAACAAUUCAGAUAAUACUCUACAAAAACACAAUAGUCAAACUCAAUAGCAAUGGAUGGGGCAUAACAAUAAAUACUCUGAACCUAUUCUGAAUCUAGGUUACUGUCUGAAGAAAGAUCUUGACCCGAAACGUCAUCCAUUCCUUCUCUCCAGAGAUGCCCCUUAGAAUAAAGGGGAGGCCAUUUAAGACUGAGGUGAGAAAAAACGUUUUCACCCAGAGAGUUGUGAAUUUGUGGAAUUCCCUGCCACAGAGGGCAGUGGAGGCCAAGUCAUGGAUGGAUUUAAGAGAGAGUUAGAUAGAGCUCUAGGGGCUAGUGGAAUCAAGGGAUAUGGGGAGAAGGCAGGCACGGGUUAUUGAUUGGGGCCGAUCAGCCAUGAUCACAAUGAAUGGCUGUGCUGGCUUGAAGGGCCGAAUCGCCUCCUCCUGCACCUAUUUUCUAUGUUUCUAUGCUGCCUGUCCCACUGAGUUACUCCAACAUUCUGUGUCUAUCUUCGGUGUAAACCAGCAUCUGUUGUUCCUUCCUACACAAUGUUUUCUGGAGAGCAGUACAAUGAGUUGUGGGUACAAUAUCUUUGUGUGACUGUAAUGACCGCAUCUCUAACUUGAAGAGCAGCUCCUCGGUUUCAGUUGACAGAGGUACAGUGAAGAGCUUGUGUCCAGAUUGCGUCUCUCUGCUCCACUGACAGUCAACUGUACAUAUUAAUUUGCUCUGACCUUCCAUGUAGUUACAAUGUCGCUGUACAAUCACAUCUCUAUCUUUCAGCGGCUUCAAAUAAACAGACUAUGGAAUUUCCUGGAAUUGGAAAUCUGUCUUCAAUUAAUGAAACGUGUGGCUCCAGGAUUGAACGAUUCACCCGGAUAGUCGGUGGGACAAACGCAGCGAAUGGCGAGUGGCCAUGGCAGGUUAGCCUGCAGAUUGGGAGUCACGUUUGUGGAGCUUCCAUCAUCUCCGACCGAUGGCUCGUCUCUGCCGCUCACUGCUUCCCGAGUGCGUAUGCCCACACCUCAUAUUGGAAAGCUUACAUGGGGUCUGUGAUGCUUGGAGAAGGAAUGUCCAGAGGCAUCAUAAGAAUUGUGACCCACCCCAACUACAGCAUCCCGAGGAGCUUCAACAAUGACAUUGCCGUAUUGGAACUCUCUUCCCCUCUCAUCUUCAAUGACUUCAUCCAGCCUAUCUGCCUGCCGCCCAGCAACAAGGUGUUCCCACCUGACAAAAGAUGCACCAUCACAGGCUGGGGAACACUUGCCUACGAAGGUUAGAUGUUCCUAAAUGUAAAAUGUUGGCUUCAUUCUGUCAAUGCUAUCAUUCUACUGUUCUGCAAUGCAAUUCGAACCACUGAUCUGUAAAACUGAUGCACUACAAUGCUGCAAUCUUCCCCUCUGCUCCACCUAUUGGACUUGAGUUUGACUUGGUUGUAUGUGUGUAGCAUUAUCUGAUCUGAUUGGGGGAGAGCAUGCAAAG